AUGAGAGCUCGCUCCAGUUCCGUUACCGUACUCUACGAUAAAAGACAUCGCAAGGGAGUCUCCCUUGAUCGAAACAAUAACUACGCAUCACGAGAAGUCGAAAAGCAACCCAGAAUGGUCCAUACUUCGUCUCGCCACGUCAACGAAGGUUUUUUUGGAGUCUCCAAAUGGAUUCAGCAUGUUGACGGACGUCAAGAAAUCGAAAAGCAAUACGAGAUUGGCGCUGUUAUCGGCAAAGGAAACUUCUCGAGUGUGCAUCUGACGAGACGCAAGGAGGAUGGCACCAAGUGCGCGCUCAAGCAAGUCGAAAAACGAGCAAUGCGCGGGAAAUGCUUCUUUGUGGACAAUGAAGUCGAGAUGCUUUCUCUAAUUCAACAUGAUCACAUAAUCUCAAUAAUCGACGCAUUCAGUACUGAUAAUCAGUAUUUCAUUGUUUUCGAGCACGCACAGUAUGGAGAUCUUUAUGAAACCAUUCGUAAAAAUGGGAGAAUCGAAGAAUCAGAUGCUGCAAUGAUAACUCUGCAAGUGGCAUCUGCUCUCACUUAUUUGCACGAGCGGAACGUUGUUCAUCGAGAUGUCAAACCUGAAAAUCUGCUUCUCGUCGACAAGUUCAGUGUGAAACUCUGUGAUUUCGGAUUGGCUUGCCAUGUCCUUGGACCUCUAUAUCGUAUAUGUGGAACACCUACAUAUUGUGCUCCAGAAGUUCUUCGAGAGACUGGAUACUCAACCAGAUGUGAUAUAUGGUCCCUUGGAGUUGUUCUCUACGUGAUGCUCGUUGGAUAUGCUCCAUUUCGUGCCCCAGAUCAAUCCCGGUUGUUCAAACUGAUAUUGCAAGCAAAACCAAAUAUGGAUAUGCCAGAAUGGAAAGGAGUCUCUAUGAGAGCCAAAGAUCUUGUAUCUCGUCUUAUGAAUAAGAACGAAGAACGUCGUCCACUUGCCUCCCAAAUUGUUUCUCAUCCCUGGAUUGCUCCGUUCACAAUGGAGAAUAUCGACGAUGAAUAA
Molecule: messenger RNA, 1002 nt
Organism: Caenorhabditis briggsae
Lineage: Eukaryota; Metazoa; Nematoda; Chromadorea; Rhabditida; Rhabditidae
Exons: 6
Coding region: 1-1002 (333 amino acids)
Biological process (GO): protein phosphorylation
Molecular function (GO): protein kinase activity; ATP binding
Source: RefSeq, a predicted model, not a curated record